AUGAAGGUCUUGGAUCUGACAGAGAAGUUGGAGGAGCGGCUGUACCAGAUGUACAGUCACCACAACAAAAUCAUUCAGGGAAGACUACAAGCAUUUACCCAGAAGAUGGCCAAGAUCAGCCAUCUGGAAAUGGUGCUCAAACAAGCCUUCCAAACUGUAGAAACUGUGGAAACUGUGUACAAGGACCUAUGUGUCUAG
Messenger RNA from Rattus norvegicus (Norway rat), 198 nucleotides. NCBI's taxonomy places the organism in Eukaryota, Metazoa, Chordata, Mammalia, Rodentia, Muridae. The record is from RefSeq and is a predicted model, not a curated record.